AUGAAGAACCAAAGAGUGACCUACUCGGGACUGAAUCUGUCCAAGGACCCAAAGAUGCAGCAAAGAAAAUUUAAGGGCAGAAAAAUCUUCAUUUCUGUAACUGAACAGGAAAUAACCCAAGUGGAAUUAAACCUCGAAAAUGCUCCUCUGGAUCAUCAAGGGAAUGACAAUAGCUGCUACUGCAAAUUUUCACUGUUAUCUCCAGAGAAGCUCGUUGCUGAGAUUCUGGCCAUCGUUUGCAUUGUCCUAGUGGGCUCUGUGUUAAAAAUGGUAUCAAUAGCUCUUGUUCCCUUUACAAUAAUGGAGAAGCAGAACAAUUCUUUCCAGAAUGUAAAAACCCAUGAAGAUAGAAUAGCAGAAAUAGCACGUGGUAAACAUAACUGUGCUAUGCUACACUCACUUAGACUUCAAUCAGAUGGAUGUGGAUCUUCGAAAAGAUAUUAUUGUAAGCACAAGCUUUAG
Molecule: messenger RNA, 462 nt
Organism: Propithecus coquereli (Coquerel's sifaka)
Lineage: Eukaryota; Metazoa; Chordata; Mammalia; Primates; Indriidae
Gene: KLRC4
Product: killer cell lectin-like receptor subfamily C, member 4
Exons: 5
Coding region: 1-462 (153 amino acids)
Biological process (GO): stimulatory C-type lectin receptor signaling pathway; positive regulation of natural killer cell mediated cytotoxicity
Source: RefSeq, a predicted model, not a curated record